Monomorium pharaonis (pharaoh ant) is the source of this 2581-nucleotide messenger RNA. Its product is annotated as triokinase/FMN cyclase. Bases 736 to 2487 code for a protein of 583 amino acids. The record is from RefSeq and is a predicted model, not a curated record. The transcript has 10 exons. Gene Ontology annotation, biological process: glycerol catabolic process. Gene Ontology annotation, cellular component: cytosol. Gene Ontology annotation, molecular function: glycerone kinase activity. Lineage: Eukaryota; Metazoa; Arthropoda; Insecta; Hymenoptera; Formicidae.
UAUUUUUGUCUUAUUUUAUUAUCUAGAAUUUUAAACUUUCUCUUUUAUCCUGUCUAUGUGUGACAUUUAAAAUUUGUUGAUAUAUAAAAAAAAAUCAACUCUACAUAGUUCACAAAAAACAACAUUUCAUUGCUUUAAUCAAUGUCUCAAUUGUCAAGUUCAAUCUCACCAACUAAUCGUGAAUUAUUAUAUCGUUUCGCUUUUCGAUUGAAUAAUCUCUCUCACAACUUGCAGUUGUUUUCCUUUCAAGAGGUGAUUAUUGAACUACUGAUUCUCAAUCUUCAUUCUCGUGAUUUUUUUUUAAGUAACAAUUGUAAAAACAUGGACGGAAAGACUAAUCUAUUAUAUAUUAUACUUCUUGCUUUUUGUCCGCUGUUUUUUUGUCUUUUAACGCGCUAUUUUAUCGACAAUUGUGUUUUUUUGUUUCUUUUCCGGAGUUCGUUAACGUCAAUUUCGAUAACACAGUGUAUGAAGAAUCGAAAAGCAAAAAAAAGUAGCAGAGAGCACAUUGUAGAUCAGCCUUAAGAGUCGUAUACAAGAGAAACAUCAUUUAACGCGACCGAGCAAUAAGUGUAAUGUCAAUUACGUCGUUCUCCGCUUUCAAUUUAUAGAUCUCGGUUAUGAAAUACAUGAUACGUCACGAUUCGUCCCGAUAACCCGGGUGAAGAUCAUUGGAUUUACUGAUCUCGAUUUGUUGGGAUUCAAUGUUGGUGCUCCGUUUGAACUUGACUCAAGAUGACAACGCCGAAGAAUUUGAUUAACUCGUUCGACGACGCAGUGUCCGAGACUCUGUCGGGAUUAUCCUACACGUAUCCGCAAUUAGAGCACCAUGUAUCGCACAGAGUUGUAUUGUCACCAGACCAUAGAGAUCGCCGAGAUAAAGUGGCCUUGAUCUGCGGCGGCGGUAGUGGACAUGAACCAUUUGCCGCAGGCUUUGUUGGUGGAGGCAUGUUGACAGCUUCCAUAGCGGGAUCUAUUUUUGCGGCUCCGCCAUCUAUUCAUAUUACGUAUGCUCUUCGGUGCCUCGCGGAGAAUAGCAAAGGUAUUCUAGUCAUCGUGCCUAAUUACACGGGAGAUUGUCUGAACUUCGGCAUAGCGAUCGAGAAGACUCGGCAAACGGGAGUCACGGUGGAGGAGGUGAUUGUCGAUGAUGACUGCAGCAUCCCCGAGAACGAACGGAGCGUCGCUGGUAAGCGCGGACUAGUGGGCAUGCUAUUCGUGAUCAAAAUCGCAGGUGCUCUCGCCGAAAAGGGUCUUCCCCUCUGUCAGGUAGCGGAGAUUGCACGACACGUUUCCCAGAGCAUUGCGACCUAUGGAAUCGGACUGUCCGCGUGCGCUAUACCAGGUCAAGGUCUUAUGUUCGAGCUUGCACAGGACGAGAUAGAGUGUGGAAUGGGGGUGCACGGGGAAGCAGGAUACGAGAGAAUUAAGCUUGGGACCGCAUCCGAAUUGGUGACGCUAAUGCUGAAGCGCAUUUGCGAUGCCUUAUCUUUGUCCAUUAAUGACUCGGUCGCGGUUAUAGUCAACAAUUUCGGUGCUUUAAGUCAAUUGGAGCAAGGAAUCGUAGUCCACGAGGUUGUAAAACAGCUUCACAACAUGGGUAUACAGCCUGUUCGCAUCUACUCCGGUAGUUUAAUGACAUCCUUAAAUAGCGUCGGGAUACACAUAAGUGUGUUAAAAUUGAACGAAAGUUAUGGGGACGUAUUCGUUGAGUGUCUCGAUGAAAAAACGUCUGCACCUUGCUGGCCAGGCUGUGCCUAUAGCGUCCCUUCGCGUUUUUCAACGAGCAUUCCAUCAAAAGAUACGGAAAAAGAAAAAGUGAACAAGAUAGGAAUAUCGUUGAAUGUGCCCGACCAGCAACUGAUUAAAUCGUGUUUAAAAAAUGCUUGUGCCGCUAUUAUCGAGAAAGAGGCGUACCUCAAUGGCCUGGACCGCGGUUGCGGAGACGGAGACUGCGGAUCGACAUUGAAACGAUUUGCCGAUGGUAUUUUGAGUAAUUUGGAUAAUUUAUCCCUAUCGCACCCAGCAGCGUUAUUAACGGAAAUAGCAAAUAUUGCGGAGGAACACAUGGGUGGGACUUCCGGAGCUCUCUAUUGUUUAUUUUUUACGACUGGUGCGAAAGUUUUGGCGUCAUUCGAGCAAGAAGAGGACAUACGACGCAUUUGGUGUUACACAUUUCGUAGUGGAUUAAAUUGUUUAGAGAAAUACGGAAAAGCAAAGGCUGGCAGUAGAACUAUGAUCGAUACAAUGCACGGCGCGUGUAUGACGUACGAGAAAUUGUUAAAGGAAUAUUCGAGCGAUUUUUAUGACAAAAUAGCCGCGGCGGCGUGGGAAGGAUGCUAUUCCACAAAAAAUAUGAAACCGAAAGCGGGGCGAGCUAGUUAUAUAAAACAAGCUCAAUAUUUAACGGAUGUGGACGCUGGAGCGUACGCUGCAGCAAUAUGGAUUGCAGCCAUUGUACAGACGAUUGCACAUUUCGAGGAAUAACAUUCUUUUUCCUUUUAUUUUUCUUUUUUUUAUUUGAUAACUGUGUUUGAACAUUGUUAUCAUAAAUAGAAGAAAUAAAGAGCUUAAUAAUAAA